UGUCUUUCAUUCUUUUUCCGGCAUCUUUGCUUGUGUCGAGCACACAUUAUACUUUGCUGCAACCUAAACAAUGUCUAAAAGAGGACGUGGAGGUUCCGCGGGAGGAAAAUUUCGCAUCUCACUUGGUCUACCAGUGGGAGCCGUCAUUAACUGCGCUGAUAAUACAGGUGCGAAGAACCUGUACGUCAUUGCUGUUCAUGGAAUCCGAGGUCGCCUGAAUCGUCUGCCUGCCGCUGGUGUCGGUGACAUGUUCGUUGCUACCGUGAAGAAGGGUAAACCAGAACUCCGUAAAAAGGUUAUGCCGGCGGUGGUUAUUCGGCAGCGAAAACCUUUCCGCAGGCGAGACGGAGUGUUUCUUUAUUUCGAGGAUAACGCGGGAGUGAUAGUAAACAAUAAAGGUGAAAUGAAAGGUUCCGCUAUCACUGGACCAGUGGCAAAAGAGUGCGCUGAUUUGUGGCCCCGUAUCGCGUCGAACGCUGGUUCGAUAGCGUAGGUGUGCACAGUUUACGGUAAUAUUGCUUUGCGGGAAAGUGUUGCGCUAUACGGCUCUACAAGAUUGUAAACAGAUUGCUACGGAAUAAAACCACGUCGGAAUGCGUGAAAUAAUCGGUUGGAAA
Messenger RNA from Wyeomyia smithii (pitcher-plant mosquito), 617 nucleotides. It is a transcript of the gene RpL23, whose product is annotated as 60S ribosomal protein L23. The coding region runs from base 71 to 493 and encodes 140 amino acids. Gene Ontology annotation, molecular function: large ribosomal subunit rRNA binding; structural constituent of ribosome. Lineage: Eukaryota; Metazoa; Arthropoda; Insecta; Diptera; Culicidae. The record is from RefSeq and is a predicted model, not a curated record. The transcript has 3 exons. Gene Ontology annotation, cellular component: ribosome; cytosolic large ribosomal subunit. Gene Ontology annotation, biological process: translation.